Monodelphis domestica (gray short-tailed opossum) is the source of this 697-nucleotide messenger RNA. NCBI's taxonomy places the organism in Eukaryota, Metazoa, Chordata, Mammalia, Didelphimorphia, Didelphidae. The record is from RefSeq and is a predicted model, not a curated record.
CCCAGCUGCAGUCACUGGGUUGGAAGGAUGAGGAUGCGAGUACCCGGCUGCAAGGACCCGGCUGCGAGGACCCGGCUGCAAAGAUAGGCUGCAGGGUCUUGGCUGCAGGGACUUGGCCGCAGGGAUUUGGAUGCAGAGAUGCGGCUGCGGCUGCGGUGAAGACUCCUUUGCGAGAGCUUGGCUGUUAUCCGGGAUCGCCUGUGGAACUCACCUGCUGUGGCAAUGGGAUGCCCACUAUGCCCGCCUCCCUCCUACUGCUCUCCCUCGCGAGCCCCAGGUGCAUCCUUACCCUCAGCGGACGGCGGCUGGUGACAGCAGCAGCAGCAACAGCAGCAGCAGCAGCAGCAGCAGCAGCAGGCGCUGGCGGUGGAGGCGGAGGCGGUGGAGGCUGUGGCAGUGGAGCGGGAGGAGCUGGUGGGGGUGGUGGAGGCAGCGGCUGGGGUGGUGGAGGCGGCAGUGGCGGCAGCGGUGGCGGAGCUGGGGGCUGCUGGUGGAUGCCCGCAGGCGGCAGCUGGUGAUCGGGGUUGGCCGAGGGAGGCAGGGUGAAGAGGAGGAGAGGCAAAGGCCUGAGGCGAAGAAGGAAGAGGCCAGAGGAGGCGAAGUUCGGAGCUCCUGGGCAGCUCUGGUGGGAUGUGCAGGGCGCAGCUACCUUCCUUUAUACCCUGGCUGCCCGCGCCCCCCUCCAGCGGGACAUUAA